UAAAAAUUUGUCAGACAUGGGUUUGGUAAACAGAAGGGGAGAUACAUAGAUAACAAGAUGAUUCAUCCAUUCAAUUUCAACUCACUGAACUAUGAACAAUCUAUCACUCUUUGCCUUUCUCUGCGCCAUUUCGGCGCACUCCAUCGCCGUCGCCGCUACCUCCGCCGCGUAUCCUUCCAUCCCCGGCGCGGACACCGGUGAGUGCUCCCUCCGUGGCGACACCGUCGACGGGGUUCUGGUUCCUCCGCGGCGAGAGGUGUACGAUGGGGGGCGAAUCUUCGACAUCAGCCACAGGUACUCCCCGGAGUUGCCGGUGUGGGACUCCACUGAGGGGCUCGGUGAACACUUCCUGUGGCUCGAAAAGGGCAUGAAGAAUGGCUCGCGCGCUAACAACUCCGCCAUGAAGCUCGGUGUUCACACCGGCACGCACGUCGACGCGCCGGGUCACUUUUUCGAUAAUUACUACGACGCUGGCUUCGACGUUGACUCACUCGACAUAACGCUUCUCAAUGGCCUUGCACUUUUGGUUGAUGUUCCACGCGACACAAACAUUACUGCUGAGGUUAUGAAGUCCUUGAAUAUCCCUAGAGGUGUACGACGUGUGCUUUUCAGAACUUUAAAUACUGACAGGCGACUCAUGUUUAAGAAAGAAUUUGACACAACCUAUGUGGGAUUCAAGGAGGAUGGUGCAAAAUGGCUAGUAGAGAACACUGACAUCAAACUUGUAGGAAUUGAUUACUUAUCUGUUGCUGCUUAUGAUCACUCCAUUUCCUCUCACGUUGCUUUUUUGGAAAGCAGGGAAAUCAUUCUUGUGGAAGGCCUAAAGCUUGAUGAUGUCCCAGCAGGAAUAUACACACUUAAUUGCUUGCAUCUUAGGUUGGUUCAUUCUGAGGCGUCCCCAAUUCGAUGCAUUCUGAGUAGAUGAUGUGGUGUCCAUGUCAGUUUGUGGUGAACCAUGAUUUUCAAUUGCACGGGUGAAAUUGCUGCAAGAAACAAUGUCCACAACCACAAGAAGCAGUUUGAUGCAAAAUUGCAAGCUAAGCUGAAGUAGUAUGUUGAAUUGUCUUCUUUUACGUCCGUGGGCUGUAAAGUACUACUCGAUAGCGUUUGUCUUAUAUCUGUUAUCACUUGUCCGAUUGUGAUUAAACUUCAGUUCCGUACUACAGGGUCCACCCAAAAUAAACUUAUGUUUUCAAUAUUUACUUGUUCAA
Messenger RNA from Cajanus cajan (pigeon pea), 1211 nucleotides. Its product is annotated as cyclase-like protein 2. Gene Ontology annotation, molecular function: arylformamidase activity. The record is from RefSeq and is a predicted model, not a curated record. Lineage: Eukaryota; Viridiplantae; Streptophyta; Magnoliopsida; Fabales; Fabaceae.